AUGGACUGGCCUCGACAUAUGGGAAUCUUGUUACAUAAUGGGACUUAUCAGUCAAGCAUAAUGAAACGCCAUGCAAAGAGGCCAGUCGUGCCUAGCUAUGGUGUAGCAACUGACAGCAACGACUGGGUCUAUCUAAAGAUAGACCAGGAGUUGAUAGAAUCUUCCAUCGAGACUCUGCUGAAUCUGAGCCCUGAGGUUGUCACUCGCCUCUGGGACCAUCAAAAACGGUUGAAUAACAGCGAAGUUCAGGUUGAUUAUACAAACGAGGAACUCGCAAUUAUUACCAUCACCAAUCUAGACUAUCCCCGCAUCCCGAGGAUAGUCCAGAGUUGCUCAUCAAGAUUCUGGCAAAGAACCGUCAUUUGA
Aspergillus piperis CBS 112811 is the source of this 366-nucleotide messenger RNA. RefSeq lists its product as uncharacterized. The transcript is spliced from 2 exons. The coding region runs from base 1 to 366 and encodes 121 amino acids. The record is from RefSeq and is a predicted model, not a curated record. Lineage: Eukaryota; Fungi; Ascomycota; Eurotiomycetes; Eurotiales; Aspergillaceae.